This is a messenger RNA of Penicillium antarcticum, 1635 nucleotides long. Its product is annotated as putative cellobiose dehydrogenase. Bases 1 to 1635 code for a protein of 544 amino acids. The record is from RefSeq and is a predicted model, not a curated record. Gene Ontology annotation, molecular function: oxidoreductase activity, acting on CH-OH group of donors; flavin adenine dinucleotide binding. The transcript has 2 exons. NCBI's taxonomy places the organism in Eukaryota, Fungi, Ascomycota, Eurotiomycetes, Eurotiales, Aspergillaceae.
AUGAGAAUCUUCCAGGCAGGCCCUUUGGCCGCUGCACUCUCCAUUCUCUCCGGACUGGCUUCCGCUUCCGUUUUUCAGAACCAGACAUAUGACUACAUUGUCGUCGGCGGUGGCCCAGCCGGUAUCAUCAGCGCUGAAAAGUUCGCUCAGGCUGGCAAGAAGGUCCUCCUCCUUGAGCGUGGUGUCGGCCCUACUGUGGCUACCGGCGCAAACGAAACUCUCCCAUGGAACAACUCCUUGACCCCCAUCGACCUGCCGGGUCUUUCGGCAGACAUUGGUGCUCUUGACCUUUGGGAACAGUACAUGUGCACCGACACUGAAGGCAAUGCUGCCUGUGUUCUCGGUGGCGGUGUAACCGUUAACUACAUGGUCUUCGUCCACCCUCCUGCCCGCGAUUUCGAUGACAAGUGGCCUAAGGGCUGGAAGUGGAACGACGUCAAGCCCGCUUCCGAGCGUCUCUACAAGCGCAACCCCGGCACCCUCCUCCCCUCCGCCGAUGGCAAGCGUUACGAUCAGGUUCUAUAUAAUGUCCUGUCCAAGUUCCUUGGUGGCCUUGGCUGGAAGUCCGUCGACAUGAGUGCUCAGCCAGAUGAGAAGUACGAGGUAUACAGCUACCCCGCCUGGAACUUGAAGAACCAGAUGCGUGCUGGUCCUGUCCGCACUUAUCUCCCCGAGGCUGAGAAGCUCAAGAACUUCCAACUCGCCCUCCAGACCAAGGUUAUUCGCUUGGUCCGCUCCGGUGGACAUGUCACCGGCGUCGAAGUUCAGACUGCCUCAGGCGAUUCCGAGAUCAUCUCCGUUGCUCCCCAUGGUCGCGUGGUGCUGGCUGCCGGUGCUCUGUCUACUCCCCGUGUGCUUUGGAACUCUGGCAUUGGUCAUGCUGCCCAGAUUGAGACUGCUAGGAGAAACGGCAUUGUCGUUCCUCCUAAGAAGCAGUGGAUUGACCUCCCCGUUGGUGUUGGCCUCAAGGACCACCCCAUCUUCCCGAUUGCCUUCAGCGCCAAUGCCUCCUUCGGUCUGGUCGACUACGACGGUGUUCUGAAUGGCUCUGCUAUUCGUGACAUCUCCCUCUACAACAAACACAGCGGUGUCCUGACCCAAGGUAAGCACCGCAUGAUCUUCUUCACUUCCGAGGAGAUCGACGGACACACCCAGUACUUCCAGGGCUCAUGCGCCCCCACUGAUGAGGGUGUCGUCACCAUCACCUCUUACCUGACUCACGGUCUCACCUCAUCUGGUAUUCUGGGACUUGAUGCCAGCGGGAACACUGUCAUUGAGAAGUCGCCCUAUCUCCAGACCUCUUCUGACAAGAAGGCUGCCCACAUGUUUGUCUCCAAGAUGGUCCGCGAAAUCACCAACCCUUCCACUGGCUUCGAGCUUGUCACCAACACCAAUGUUUCUGCUAUCCUCAACGCCCUGAGCCCUGGUAACCACUACACCACCACUGCUAAGCUGGGUAACGAUGAUGGCCGCAAGGGUGGUUCCUCAGUUGUGGAUCUCAACACUAAGGUGUAUGGAACUGACAACCUGUUCGUCGUUGAUGGCAGUAUCCACCCCGACCUCCCCACUGGUAACAUUCAGACUACCAUCAUGGUUGUUGCUGAGGCUGCCGCUGCCAGAAUUCUGGCUUGCUAG